This is a messenger RNA of Rhizophagus irregularis DAOM 181602=DAOM 197198, 558 nucleotides long. RefSeq lists its product as uncharacterized. Lineage: Eukaryota; Fungi; Glomeromycota; Glomeromycetes; Glomerales; Glomeraceae. The record is from RefSeq and is a predicted model, not a curated record.
ACAAUAUAAACCACUAUUCUCUAACAUUAAAGUGAAUAGCGCAAGCCCUGUUAUCAUAAAUAAACAGCCCAUAUAUUCAUGGGAAAAUAUUAUCAAAAGGUUUAUUAACGAAGACGAAAACAAAUAUAAUCGUUUCAUGACUAGGUGUUUGGAAAAGCCUGGAGUAAUGGAAAGAAUCCAUAAAGUAUAUACCGACAAUGCCACAAAACAACUACAACUUAACGAUAACGUUGAAAAAUGUAUAUACUUACAUGCGGAGAUGCACAUUUUGGCCUCCUUAAUUAUCGACAAUGAUUUUAAAAGUAGGGUGUUUAUAGCAGUGUCAAAGAGAUGCUGUUACUUGUGCGAACUUUAUAUUAAUUUUGCAAUAGAACAAGGAUAUAACAUCGUCGUCCCCGGGAAACACCAGAAAUUAUAUGAUAGAUGGUUACUUCCGCAUGUAAAGAAUAGCGACUUCAAGGAUAAAUCCCUGAAAUAUAUACUAGAAAAACUUGAUCAAAUCAUAGAGAAAAAAAUAGAACGCUAUACCAGGAGUUUACCGGGGGAUUCUGACAGUGG